Molecule: messenger RNA, 1512 nt
Organism: Verticillium dahliae VdLs.17
Lineage: Eukaryota; Fungi; Ascomycota; Sordariomycetes; Glomerellales; Plectosphaerellaceae
Product: CCR4-NOT transcription complex subunit 7
Exons: 2
Coding region: 1-1512 (503 amino acids)
Cellular component (GO): P-body; CCR4-NOT core complex; CCR4-NOT complex
Molecular function (GO): nucleic acid binding; poly(A)-specific ribonuclease activity
Source: RefSeq, a predicted model, not a curated record
AUGCCGCCUCCCCCGCUCAGGUACCCUGGCGGGCCCAACACGAUACCGCCCUCUUACCACCAGCAGUUCUCCUCCCACGCCCAGGGACAUGGCGCUGCUCACGGCCCACCGCUAGGUGGCAACCCUUCCUACCUCAAUGCCAACUCGCAAAGCAGCCCUUUCUCCAUCGGCGGUAACGUCCUCGGCGGAGUCGGAGCUCUUAACGGAGGGUUCGGCGUCGGUGCGGACACAGGAGGGCUCGGCAGCCAUGCUGCGCGCAUGGGCUUUCAACAGGCCGCCAACAUUCACCAGCAACAACAGCAUGGCCAGGGACAGCACGGCUUCGGCGCCGACCACGGCGGUGCCAACAUGCGCGGCGGUCACAAUAAGGGCAGGAUACGAGAGGUGUGGAAGCACAACCUCCACGAGGAGAUGGCCGUGCUGAGAGACCUGGUGGACAAGUAUCCUUAUAUUGCUAUGGACACCGAGUUCCCCGGUAUCGUGUCACGGCCAAUGGGAGGCUUCAGGGGAAAGAGCGACUACCACUACCAAUGCCUGCGGACCAACGUCGACAUGCUCAAGGUCAUCCAGAUUGGUCUCGCCCUCUUCAACGAAGAAGGCGAAACCCCGCCCGCGCGUCCGAGCUCGGCGGACCUGGCAGACUUUGGCCCGGCCGGUCGACGGAGCGCCCAACAGGGACCGUUCCCUUACGCGUGGCAAUUCAACUUUAAGUUUUCCCUCAAGGACGACAUGUACAACGAGAAGUCGAUCGAGUCCCUGCAGACCGCGGGCAUCGACUUUAACCUGCUCGAGCGCGACGGCAUCGACCCCCACGACUUUGCCAGUCUCCUGAUCCCGUCGGGACUCGUCUGCUUCGAUAACGUCAGGUGGAUCUCGUUCCACGGUGGAUACGAUUUCGGAUACCUGACCAAGCUGCUGGACUGCCGCGCCCUACCUAGCGACGAGGUCGACUUUGAUCGCAUCAUGAAGCUGUACUUCCCGUCGACAUACGACGUCAAGCAUCUCAUGAAGCAUGCCAUCCGGCUGCACAACUCGGGUCUCCUGACGCCGAGCGACCCCAGCACGAGCGAGAUACUGCAAAAGUUCGAGCACAAGUCAGGCCUGGAGAACAUUGCAGAGACCCUCAAGGUUAAGCGCGUCGGCGCAGCGCACCAGGCCGGCUCCGAUUCGCUCAUCACGGGCAAAGUCUUCUUCCAGAUGCGCGAGAAGAUCUUCAACGGCGACAUUGCCGACGACCACGUCGGCAAGGUGUGGGGUCUCGGCAUCCCCGACGGCGGCCUCCUCAUGGGCCACAUGAUGGGAACCCACGCCGGCGCCGGCGGCGCGGGCUCGCACGAGCCGAACGGCCAGCAGCAGAACGGCACGCCCAGCACGCCCAACACGGUCAGCGCCGGCCUCGUCAGCACGCCCGGCGCGCAGUCGCACAACACGAACGGGUUCAACACGGGGCCGAUGACGCCCGGCGGCGGAGGCGGCGUCUUUGGCAGCUUCGCCUUCAACGCCAACCGCUAG